Messenger RNA from Alligator sinensis (Chinese alligator), 4131 nucleotides. It is a transcript of the gene MCOLN1, whose product is annotated as mucolipin 1. The coding region runs from base 1400 to 3097 and encodes 565 amino acids. Gene Ontology annotation, molecular function: NAADP-sensitive calcium-release channel activity. Gene Ontology annotation, cellular component: plasma membrane; lysosomal membrane. The transcript is spliced from 15 exons. NCBI's taxonomy places the organism in Eukaryota, Metazoa, Chordata, Crocodylia, Alligatoridae. The record is from RefSeq and is a predicted model, not a curated record.
UGAGGCUGGACUUGGGGCAGUCUGUCACGGUGGGGGGAGCUGGGGCAGGUAGACAGGCAGGGGUUGUGGCAGUGGCUCCCUGGGCUUAGUUUAGCAGGGUGGUGGGGCUGGAGGAGCCUGGGCCCCUGCGCAGUGGGGGAGCAUGGCCUGGGGUUGUCAGGGUGUAGAGGGACCUGGGGUGGGUAUUGCUGCUUUCCUGCCUGGGCUGGGGCUGGCCAAGGUAGAGUGUGAUCCUUCAGGGCUCACUCCUUUGGUGAGCAGGAACUUUUUCCCUGUGCCCUGGGCUAGUCUGGGAGCACCCGCCAGCUGUCUGAGGACUGAUUAGCUCAACCAGGCAGGGCUGGCACUAUUCAAAAUGGCCCCAGAGCAGGUCAGCCCAGGAGCCACAGGGCUUGCUGGCACUUGGUUCCUAUGGAGAAGGUGUUGGGUGUAGGGGGCAGAAGGCCAGACCUGGCUGGAGUGUGGCUGCUGCUAUGGGGUGCCUCCCUGGGAAGCUGCAUGGGUUUCCCACUGCUGGAGCUGGGGCUAGAGGAUUGCUCCAGGCAGGGUCCUGUGGCUUGUGGCUGCCUCUGCCUCCUCUCCUUCACCUGGGGCCAAGCAGAGCUGGAAUACAUUUGCCUGGAAACUUGAGGACUGAGCUUUCUAGUGUUGCCUUCCUGUGGGCAGUGGAAUAGGGAACUUGUCACUGUCUCCUGCUUCCUGUCCUGCUGACAGCUGCACUAUCAGUUCCCCCUGCCUGGUGCUCUGUUGGUGCCCAGUUCCUGUUUCUCAUCUGUAACCAUGCAUCUGGUUAAGGCUUGCACCUCCAUUACAGCCAGGGGCUGUGGGUGUGUUGGCUCUGUCAGGGGGUCUCCAGCAGCAUUAGUCUGGCCUACACUGGCUCCUGCCCUGGUGCUUGGCUCUUAGUAUUGCUGAGAUCUUCUCAGAUCCUCAGAAACUCCCAGUACUUUCAAGGAGUUGCUUUCACUGCUCACUUCCCUGGUGUUGGGGGUUUCAGCUCCUCUGCCCCUUCCCUAGCCUUGGCGUUGGCACGGUCCUGCCCCAGGGUCUGCUCUGCAUGUCUGGGCUUCAGGGCUUUCCCCAGGCAGCAGGGGAGUGAUGUUACUCAUACAGUAGCCCCCAGUUUUGACUAGCAGAACUGCCUUGAUCAGCACCUCGUCAACCACACUUUAUCCUGCAGAGAGAAACUGAGGGCAGCAGUCAUCCUGGACCUGCCUGCUCACAGGCCAGCUGCUCUGGGUAAUGCCUGGAAAGCUUCCUUCACUACAGAAAGACACAGAAACUGCUGACCCCUGUGAUUAGCUAUGGGACCCAGGAUGGGGGGGCCGGGCCAGGCACAGGCUCUACCUCCCCCCUGCCUGAGGAGGAGGAAUUGCGCAGACGCCUCAAGUACUUCUUCAUGAGCCCCUGCGACAAGUACCGCGCCAAAGGCCGCAAGCCCUUCAAGCUGGUGUUGCAGAUCAUCAAGAUCAUCAUUGUCACCAUCCAGCUCAUCCUUUUCGGCCUCAGCAACCAGAUGGUGGUGACCUUCAAGGAGGAGAACACUAUGGCCUUCAAGCACCUCUUCCUGAAGGACUAUGUGGAUGGGGCGGAGGACACUUAUGCUGUCUACACACAGCAGGACCUGUACGAGCACAUGUUCUACGCUGUGGAGAAGUACCUGUCCCUUCCCAAUGAGACGAUUGGGCGCUAUGCCUAUGUGCGCGGGGACCACAUCAGGAACCAGUCAGCCCUCAUGCUGUGUCAACAGUACUACCACAAAGGGCACAUCGAUCCAGCCAAUGACACCUUCAGCAUUGACCCCAAGAUCAUCACGGACUGCCAGGGCGUAGACCCCAUGGAGAGAAUCCCUUGGCCCCCGGAGUCGGAGGAGACUGAGCUGGAGCCAGAGCCACUGCUCUCAGAGCCCGACCACAGCUACAGGAACUUCACCCUCAAGUUUCACAAGCUCAUCAACGUUACCAUCCAGUUCAAGCUGAAGGCCAUCAACAUCCAGACCAUCAUCAACAAUGAGAUCCCAGACUGCUACACCUUUACUAUCACUAUCACAUUCGACAACAAGGCACACAGUGGCAGGGUGAAGAUCAGCCUGGACAACAAAGCUGAUAUCAAGGAGUGCAAGGACCCCAGUGUCUAUGGCCGAGGAGACAACACCUUCCGACUAUUCUUCGAUGUGGUCGUCGUCAUCAUCUGCACCCUGUCCUUUGCGCUGUGUGCCCGCUCCAUUGUGCGUGGUCUGAUACUGCAGAGUGAGUUUGGCCAGUUCUUUGAGCGGCGCUAUGGCCAAGUUGUGAGCCUGUCAGACCGUAUGGAGUUCCUCAAUGGCUGGUACAUCCUGCUGGUAGUCAGCGACAUCCUCACUGUGUCAGGAACCAUCAUGAAGAUCAGGAUUGAGUCCAAGAACCUGGCUAGCUACGACAUCUGCAGCAUCCUCCUGGGCACCUCCACACUGCUGGUCUGGGUUGGCGUCAUCCGUUACCUCACCUUCUUUCAGAAGUACAAUAUCCUCAUUGUGACACUGCGGGUGGCAUUGCCCAACGUCAUCCGCUUCUGCUGCUGCGUGGCCGUCAUCUACUUGGGCUACUGCUUCUGUGGCUGGAUCGUGCUGGGACCCUAUCAUGUCAAGUUCCGCUCCCUCUCCAUGGUGUCUGAGUGCCUCUUCUCCCUCAUCAAUGGGGACGACAUGUUCGUGACCUUUGCGGAGAUGCAGCAGAACAGCUAUCUGGUGUGGCUCUUCAGUCAGCUCUACCUGUACACUUUCAUCAGCCUCUUCAUCUACAUGGUGCUCAGCCUCUUCAUCGCUCUCAUCACCGGUUCUUAUGAGACCAUCAAGCACCAGUGUGAGGGCAGCAUGCCCGUCACACAGCUCCACGCCUACAUUGCCGAGUGCAAGGACAGCCCCAAGUCUGGCAAGUUCCGCCGAGAGAGCACCUCUUCCUGCUCAGUCUUCUGCUGCUGUGAGGGGCAGGAGCCUCAUCCCAGGGGAGACAGCAUGUCACUGGUGGCCCCUAGGGAGUGCAGGCUGACGUGCGGAGGGAGAAGAGGUCCCCAACACAGGAGUUUGGGGCCCCACUGGAAGAGAAUACACUGCUGGUGAACUGAGCCUCGCUGCCGUGGGAGACUCGCGCACCCCAUGGAGCUGCACUGCUGGGGACCUGUGCCAGUGUAGGGGCCUGUCUGGACGGCCUGGUCUGGGGAUGGAGCUGCCCCGCUGCCACCCAGGCCCCUCUUCCCGUGCCCGAUAGCCAUUCCUCCUGCUGGAUGCCAGUGACCCAUGGCAAGAGUGGGCUAGGCUGACCCUGAGUGGUGUGUGCCCCUUACAGAGGCGAGGCCAGCCUCUUUCUGCAGAGUGAACCCUGGACCUAUGGGCCCUGCAGUGGGAGCUGCCAUGGCUUUGGAGCACCCGCUAGUUCUGCGUGACUGGUUCUCACCAGGCUGCAUGGUCCUCGGGGCAGAAUGGAGGGGAGAGGCUGAGGGCCCCACUCAGGCCAGUUGGGGACAGAGCUUGGCAGGGAGGCUAAUGUGUCCCCAGCACUGGAAACAGCAUCCACCCCCACCCCUCGCUGCUGUGAGAGAGCCCCCCCACUUGAGCCAGGGGCCUGCUGAGAGUGGGUCACUGGGUGCUUGGCCAUGCCCAUAUCCCACUUUGGGUGCCCCAUAGCUCCUGUGCUCAGAGACUUCUUGCCUUAGCAGUACCUACAGGACAUGCAGCUCCCCUGUCCCUGCUCUGUGGGGGCCGUGGGGCAGCACAUGGCCUGCUCCUCAGUUGCUUUUCCUCCUCUCCCCUCUCCUGCCCCUGUUCCUUCUGGUCCAGAGAGGGAGGAGCCUUGCCCUGCCCUGUGGUAUCAGGAGAUUCCUUCAGGUCCAGAGCUCACUGCAUCUCUGUAGGGGCUGGGGGAACACUGCUGCUCCCCUCAUCUGACCGAUUCUCCUGGGAGGACCUGGGACCAUCUCAGCAGUUGUGUUCUGGGCAUGUCCCCUUCGUGCUGUCGCUGGCUUCUCCUCACAUAGAUUUCAUAGAUGUUAGGGCUGGAAGGGAUCUCGAAGAUCAUCAAGUCCAGCCCCCUGCCGCAGGGGCAGGAAGUCAGCUGGGGUCAAAGGGUGCCAGCAACAUAAGCAUCCAAACGCUUC